AUGGCAGAGUCCGGUGGCGGCGGCGUCGAGGACGCCGGCGGCAGCCUGACGCCGAGCCACACCAACGGUGGUGAUGGCGGCGCCGGCAGCACGUGGGAGAUAGAGGAGCUGGAGCCGGACGAGCGACCGCCGCGGAGCGUCGCCGCCUCCACCGCGUCCUCCGGUGCCGACAACGACGUGUACGUGGCGGUCGGCAAGGGCGGCUCCAGCAUGGCGGCGCUGUCCUGGGCGCUCCGCCAGCUCACCAAGCCGCGGAGCUUCGUCUACCUCGUGCACGUCUUCCCCGUCGUCACCAGCAUCCCCACCCCAUUAGGAAUGAUGCCUAAGAGCCAAGCAAGUCCAGAGCAGAUCGAAACUUACUUGAAUCAAGAGAGAUCAAAGAGGCGACAGAUGCUGCAGAAAUUCUUGGACCAGUGCCGCAAAUUUCAGGUUACCGUUGAUGUGUACCUCAUUGAGAGCGAUCAAAUUGCUAACGCAAUCAUCGAACUUGUUCCUGUUCUGCACAUUAAACAGCUAGUAUUAGGGGUUUCAAAGUCAAAUGUGCGGAAGCUGAAGAGAGGAACCACAAUAGCAGGACAGGUACAGAAGAGCGCACCUCUCUACUGUGAAGUCAAGAUCAUCUGCGAUGGCAAAGAGGUGACGACGGAGACGACUGCUGAUCCAACACCACCACUGUCACCUUCUCCUGUUAACAACAACAGCAGAUCCAACAACCCGACACCACCAUCAUCUACACCAAAUCAUGAUAAAACAGCUGUAAAUGGUGACAGAAAAGACAGUGAACCCAGAGAGAGAAAGAAAAUCACAAAGUUUCUGAGAUGUUUUUCAUUAUGA
Molecule: messenger RNA, 834 nt
Organism: Miscanthus lutarioriparius
Lineage: Eukaryota; Viridiplantae; Streptophyta; Magnoliopsida; Poales; Poaceae
Source: the annotation of a GenBank genome assembly